Molecule: messenger RNA, 5061 nt
Organism: Musa acuminata subsp. malaccensis (wild Malaysian banana)
Lineage: Eukaryota; Viridiplantae; Streptophyta; Magnoliopsida; Zingiberales; Musaceae
Product: cleavage and polyadenylation specificity factor subunit 1
Cellular component (GO): nucleus
Molecular function (GO): protein binding; nucleic acid binding
Source: RefSeq, a predicted model, not a curated record
CUUCAACAGCGCGCGUGCCCUAAAUCUUCUGCUUCUCCCGCUAGUCCCGCCAACUUUCGGCGUUUCAAGCGCAGCUUAAAUCCUCGGGUUCCCCGGCACUUCUCUCUUUCUCUCACUCUCUCUUGCUCUUGCACCACUCCGCUUAUCCGCUCGGGGUUCUCGUUCCUGGUCUUCGUCUUGGGUUCCGAACCCUAGAGAACGACGGCGAUCAAGAACCCUAAAGAAAAACCCUAGUAGGGCCAAGAUGAGCUACGCGGCGUUCAAGAUGAUGCACUGGCCGACGGGCAUCGAGCACUGCGCCUCUGGGUUCAUCACCCACUCCCCUUCCGACUCUUCGCCCCCGCAGAUUCCCCCGGCCCAGGCCGACGACCUCGACUCUUCUGAGUGGCCCACCCAGAGGCGAGUCGGUCCCGUCCCCAACCUCGUCGUGACCGCGGCCAAUAUCUUGGAGGUCUACCUCGUUAGGAUCCAGGAGGAUGAUGACAGGAUCCCUCGGCCCACCGGCGACCAGCAUGGCGGAGGUGGCACCAUGGAUGGCCUCGCUGGUGCUCGGCUUGAGCUCGUCUGCCAUUACCGUUUGCAUGGUAAUGUUGAAUCAAUGGCGAUACUGUCUCUUGGAGUUGAUGACCACAACAAGAGAAGAGAUUCAAUAAUGCUAGCAUUUCAAGAUGCAAAAAUUACAGUUCUGGAAUAUGAUGAUUCAUCCCAUGAAUUGCGUACUAGUUCAAUGCACUGCUUUGAGGGACCGGACUGGCUUUAUUUAAAGAGAGGUAGAGAAUCUUUUGCAAGGGGUCCUGUAGUAAAGGCAGAUCCCCUUGGUCGUUGCAGUGGAGCACUUAUAUAUGGGCUUCAGAUGAUUGUUUUGAAGGCUGCUCAGGUUGGUCAAGGGUUGGUUGGAGAUGAUGAGCCUACUAGCACCGGUGGUGCAGUUUCUGUUCGAAUUGAGUCAUCAUAUGUAAUAAACUUGCGUGAUUUGGACAUGAAGCAUGUGAAGGAUUUCACCUUUGUUCAUGGUUAUAUCGAGCCUGUUAUGGUCAUACUUCAUGAAAAAGAACCUACUUGGGCUGGGCGAAUCUCGUGGAAGCAUCACACAUGCAUGAUAUCUGCACUUAGCAUCAGCACGACUCUUAAACAGCAUCCUAUGAUAUGGUCCGCUUCAAAUAUUCCUCAUGAUGCAAACAAACUUCUCGCUGUGCCUUCUCCUAUUGGUGGUGUUCUUGUUAUCUGUGCCAAUACUAUUCAUUACCACAGUCAGUCCGCCACUUGCUCGCUUGCCCUCAACAGCUUUGCUACCCAGCCAGAAGGCAGUUCAGAAAUGCCAAAAGCAAAGUUUACAGUGGAGCUUGAUGCAGCCAAUGUGACAUGGUUAUCACCUGAUGUGGCCAUGUUCUCAUCAAAGACAGGCGAUCUAUUACUGCUAACAUUAAUUUAUGAUGGGAGAGUUGUGCAGAGACUUGAACUCAUGAAAUCAAAGGCUUCAGUUUUGACCUCGGGCAUCACAACCAUCGGUAGUUCCUUCUUUUUCUUGGGUAGCCGCUUGGGGGACAGUCUUCUUGUUCAGUAUAGUACUGGAACAUCUGGUCCAACUUCUGCAAAUGGGAAAGAUGAGGUUGCUGAUACCGAAGGUGAUCUCCACUUAGCAAAGCGUUUACGAAGGACACCGUCCGAUGCUCUACAAGAGUUUGCUAGUGGUGAGGAGCUUUCUCUGUACACUACUACCCCAGAUAGCUCUGAAACAGCUCAGAAGUUCUUCUCAUUUAUUGUCAGAGAUUCUUUGAUCAAUGUUGGUCCAUUGAAGGAUUUCUCCUAUGGUUUAAGAAUCAAUGCUGAUCCCAAUGCAACCGGAAUUGCAAAGCAAAGUAAUUAUGAACUGGUAUGUUGUUCGGGUCAUGGGAAGAAUGGAGCUCUUUGUGUGCUUCAACAAUCAAUUCGUCCUGAAUUGAUCACUGAGGUUGAGUUGCCUGGAUGCAAGGGGAUAUGGUCUGUCUACCAUAAGGGCUCUCGUGGUCAUGCAGCUGACUCGUCAAAAACAAUGAUGGAAGAUGAUGAAUAUCAUGCCUACUUAAUAAUAAGUUUGGAGACCCGUACUAUGGUUCUUGAGACAGCUGAUGAUCUGGGAGAGGUCACGGAAACUGUCGAUUAUUAUGUUCAAGGAAGUACAAUUGCUGCAGGGAACUUAUUUGGAAGGCGUCGUGUUGUACAAAUUUUUGCACGUGGUGCUCGUAUUCUUGAUGGUUCUUACAUGACCCAGGAGUUGACCUUUGGAGUGCAUAAUUCUGAGUUAAUAUCUAAUUCAGAGGCACCUGUGGUGGCAUCUGUUUCUAUUGCUGACCCAUAUGUAUUGUUGAAAAUGACUGAUGGAAGCAUUCAACUACUUGUUGGAGAUCCGUCCACUUGCACAGUUUCUGUCAAUGUCCCAGCUACAUUUGCAAGCUCAACUGAAUUGAUUUCUGCUUGUGCACUUUAUCAUGACAAAGGGCCAGAACCAUGGCUCCGAAAGACAAGUACAGAUGCAUGGCUUUCUACUGGAAUUGCUGAGGCGGUUGAUGGACAUGAUGGAUUAUACAAUGAUCAAGGCGAUAUAUAUUGUUUGGUGUGUUAUGAAAGUGGCACACUUGAAAUCUUUGACGUAUCAAAUUUCAAAUGUGUUUUCUCUGUAGACAAUUUUGUUUCUGGAAAGACCCAUCUCUUUGACAAAUAUGCUCGAGAACCAAGCAGAAACUCUCAGGGUAUUAAAUCGAAAGUUACUGAUGAAGCAAAUGGCUCUGUAAAGAAAGAGCUGCCACAAGACAUGAAAAUUGUUGAGUUAGCCAUGCAGAGAUGGUCUGGUCAAUAUAGUCGACCAUUUCUUUUUGGAAUACUAAGUGAUGGAACGAUGCUUUGUUAUCAUGCAUACUUAUACGAGGGUCUGGAAAAUACACCAAAAGUUGAAGAUGCAGUUUCCCCUCACAGAUCUGCUGAGAUGGGCAACGUGAGUGCUUCAAGACUUCACAAUUUGAGAUUUAUCCGUGUUGCUGUUGACACGGCUACAAGUGAAGAGGCUUCAAAUAUUGUUUCAAGGCCAAGAAUUACAGUAUUCAAGAAUGUUGGUGGCUACCAAGGUUUAUUCCUUUCUGGGUCAAGACCAGCUUGGUUUAUGGUUUGUAGGGAGCGACUUCGAGUUCAUCCCCAGCUCUGCGAUGGCUCCAUUGUGGCUUUCACUGUUCUACACAAUGUAAAUUGUAAUCAUGGACUUAUAUAUGUCACCUCACAGGGCUAUCUGAAAAUCUGCCAGCUGCCAGCUGUGUGCAACUACGAUAACUAUUGGCCAGUUCAGAAGGUCCCUUUGAGGGGCACCCCACAUCAGGUCACUUACUAUUCUGAAAAGAACCUGUAUCCACUGAUAGUAUCUGUCCCAGUUGUUAAGCCUCUUAGUCAAGUCCUUUCGUCUUUGGUUGAUCAAGAUACUGUUCAUCUUAGUGAUAAUGAUAGUGUUAACUCGGAUGAUCUUCAAAAAAUUUAUACUGUUGAUGAGUUUGAGAUCCGCAUUUUGGAGUCAGGAAAAUCUGGUGGACACUGGGAAACAAGGGCUACCAUUCCGAUGCAAACCUCUGAAAAUGCUCUCACUGUUAGGGUGGUUACACUAUUUAAUACGACAACAAGGGAAAAUGAAACUCUUUUAUCUGUUGGCACAGCUUAUGUGCAAGGUGAGGAUGUAGCUGCUAGAGGAAGAAUGCUGCUAUACUCGUUUGGCAAAAAUACUGAGAAUGCUCAAAAUCUGGUUUCCGAGGUUUACUCCAAAGAGUUGAAGGGAGCUGUUUCUGCUUUAGCAUCUCUCCAAGGUCAUUUGCUGGUAGCAUCUGGCCCAAAGAUCACCUUGCACAAGUGGACUGGUACUGAAUUGAAUGGUAUUGCAUUCUAUGAUGCGCCUCUACAUGUUGUGAGUUUGAACAUUGUCAAAAAUUUUGUCUUGUUGGGAGACAUCCACAAAAGCAUCUAUUUUCUCAAUUGGAAAGAGCAGGGUGCUCAGUUGAGCUUGCUGGCAAAGGAUUUUGGUUCUCUUGAUUGUUAUGCAACUGAAUUUUUGAUUGAUGGAAGUACAUUGAGUCUUGUAGUUUCUGAUGAUGACAAAAAUAUCCAGAUAUUCUAUUAUGCUCCAAAAACACUAGAGAGUUGGAAAGGGCAGAAGCUUUUGCCUAGAGCUGAAUUUCAUGCCGGGACCCAUGUGACAAAGUUCUUGAGACUGCAGAUGCUCUCUUCCUCUUUUGAUAGAGCCAAUACAGCUCCAGGAUCGGACAAGACCAACCGGUUUGCCCUUCUAUUCAGCACGCUAGAUGGGAGCAUUGGCUGCAUCGCCCCACUCGAUGAGCUAACCUUCCGGAGGCUUCAAACCCUGCAAAGGAAAUUGGUUGAUGCUGUUCCACAUACAUGUGGCUUGAACCCAAGAUCAUUUCGACAAUUCCGUUCAAAUGGAAAGGCACAUCGUCCUGGUCCUGAUAAUAUGGUGGACUGUGAGCUUCUUUCCCAGUAUGAAAUGCUGCCACUAGACAAACAGCUAGAAAUUGCUUUUCAAAUUGGUACAACCCGCUCACAAAUUCUUUCCAAUUUAAAUGAUCUUUCGCUCGGAACAAGCUUCUUGUAACAGUAGGAGUGCAAACUUUCAACUCGUCAGGAGCAUCUCUUGCAUCUUUAUCAUCGGUGUAACACUCCUGUCUUCCAGUGUGAUGCUUCAUUAAUAUUUACAGCUGUACAAAAGAAAAUAUGUAUCCUCGACCAACUGUGAUUGUGCACUCUGAUGCAGCAAGGCAUUAAAAGUGGCUUGACACAUUUAUUUGCCAAAUGAUGCUUCAUCAAGCGGUCAUUCCAUCAUAGCAGUGGAAAUUGUGACUUCGUUACUUCACACAAAUUGUGAUUUCCUUCUUCCAUCUUUCUAAUGUAAUUUGAUGCCCGUAUGUUGAAUGAUGCUGGUGCAUGCCUCAACCUGUAGUUGUCGUAGUAGCUAAGCUUUAUGUACUCUUUAUGCGUUUACUCAGCUUAGCAUUGUAACAACCAUAGAAAUAUUCAAUUUAUUUACCAUUAACA